AUCUUGUUGGUUCAAAAAAAGAAAAAAAAAUUGGCAAUCCAAUUGGUUGGUACUGCCAAAAUAAACAAGAGAGAAAGAGGAGAAGAAGAAUUGAAAUGGCAUAUAGGAGAAAGCAUGGAAUAAGCAGAUCGGCGACGUUCAAGGAGGAGAUCAACCGUUCACCUAUAGCGGGUGACGACAAUGACGACUUCAAAGCCAGAACAUUAAACUCCUCGUAUUCUUUCUCUGCUACAUCUAAGGGGUUCAAUGCCGUAGAAAAUCCAAGAAAUGCUUCCAAAGGAUUGUGGGGUGUUCUUGCUCGGAAAGCCAAAGCCAUUCUCGAGGAAGAUGAUCCUGACAAAACGGACAAACUCGGCGGUGUGGGAUCAUCGAAUAUGUUGGAUGCCUCAACAACUUCCCACGGCCAGAACCAACAACCAAAUGAGGGCCUUAGAAGAAUCGACAAUCCUAGAAUUCGAAGGGGACUGGAUAAGCUCAACACUUCCCUUAAUCACAUUUGUGACACAUUUGAAAAGGCUUUUGAGGAAGGUCGAACGAUAGUAGGAAAUAAAACCCAAGAUAUUAUCCAAGAAACUCGCAAUCUUAAAAUCAGGCGGAAAAGUAGCAGUCCCAUGGCAGAAAACCAGGUUGCUGGUCUCAAUAGCACGUCUCAGACCCCGACACUGCUCGACACUCAAACCAACAAUGAUAACCAGCUCAAGGCAUCUCGCGAAGUUGCAAUGGCCACAGCUGCUAAAGCAAAACUGCUUCUCCGGGAGCUGAAAUCUGUUAAAGCGGAUAUGGCCUUCGCAAAGGAACGGUGUGCUCAACUAGAAGAGGAGAAUAAAUUCCUUCGGGAGUGCGGGGACAAAGGGGAUAAUCCUGCAGAUGAUGAUUUGAUUCGGGUGCAACUGGAGAGCCUGUUGGCAGAAAAGGGACGUUUAGCGCACGAGAACUCACUAUAUGCAAGGGAGAACCGAUUUCUAAGGGAAAUAGUUGAGUAUCACCAACUAAGCAUGCAGGAUGUAUUGUACUUAGAUGAGGGGGCUAAACAGGUUACAGAAGUGGGAUGUCCCAUUAACUUCCCUUCUUCAACCAUGCUUUGUGAGUCCCCAACCUCACCGUCUGAGGUGACAAAGCUCAGCCCUCUCUCGUCGGCUUCUACAAUUUCCAAGGAGGAAAUCGUACAUAUCACUAAUUCGCCACCGGAAUCCGAUGAUUCCCCCAACUCCUCCAACUUAGGAACUGAUUGUAUCCCAUCGCCACCAGCUAAUCAGGAAAGAGAAACACGUGAUGCAAGAACAAAACCUCCGGUGUCAUCUGUCCAAAUGUAGAUUUUUACCUUUAUAUUUUGUUGGCUUUGAUUUGAACUCUCUUCUUUUUGAUUUUUUAUUAUGGUUUAUAAUCUUUGGAGGGUGAGGGUGAAGUAGGAAGGAGGGAUUUUGUAUAUUUUGUCCUUGUGUUUCAAUUACUGGCACUGCAAGAUUUAGUCAAAACAAUCUUAUGUACUUUUUUAAGUCUUU
Messenger RNA from Hibiscus syriacus, 1502 nucleotides. RefSeq lists its product as uncharacterized. The transcript has 6 exons. The record is from RefSeq and is a predicted model, not a curated record. NCBI's taxonomy places the organism in Eukaryota, Viridiplantae, Streptophyta, Magnoliopsida, Malvales, Malvaceae. Bases 96 to 1313 code for a protein of 405 amino acids.